CAUCUGGCCACAUCCCCAGGAUCAUUCAACAGCUCCGCCUCCUCGCCAGUGAUUGGCCGCCGGAACUGUAGCUCAGGAGAGGCACACAGGCAGCCAAUCACCGGCGAGGAGGUGGAGCUUGGAGAGGAGGAGCCGAGCAGCAGCAGCGAAGAGCAAAGAAGAUCGAGCGAGGGAGUGGCCGGAGAAGGAAGACAGCUGACAGCCAGGUAUGCUGGCUGUAGAUGGGAGAGGGAGGGAGCGAGCCCAGGAUGGAGCAGGAGUCAGCAAGGUAAGUAUCAUUGGUGUCAGUGGGAGGAAUAGUGCCCCAUCAUUGGUGUCAUUAUUACCAAUGAUGGGGCACUAUUCCUCCCACUGACACCAAUGAUGGGGCACUAUUUCCUCCCCCCCCCACUGACACCAACGAUGGGGAACUAUUCCUCC
Molecule: messenger RNA, 420 nt
Organism: Staurois parvus
Lineage: Eukaryota; Metazoa; Chordata; Amphibia; Anura; Ranidae
Source: the annotation of a GenBank genome assembly